AUGACAACUCCAUUUGAAGGUGAUGUUUAUAAGACUGGUUCAAAGCAGAUCCUGGUCACCCGAGACCCAAUCUACGUACACCCAGCCGUUACUAAACAGGGCAAUUAUAUUGGGAGACAGCCACAUGAUUACCUGCCCCUGGCUAUUUGUGUUACUGUCUUGAACCCACUUUUAGGACCAAUUGCCAUUUUGUUUGCCUUCAAAUCUUCCAAGUCGUUCACUGAUGGGGACAUUAUCUACGCCACAAAAUGGAGCAACUAUGCCUUCCUCACAAGCAUGCUUGUCAUUGUCACCAGCUGUUUGGCAUAUGUAGCUCUUGCAUUUGCUUUGUCAGGACCAGAACUAAGGGGAGGGCACUCUUACUGA
Molecule: messenger RNA, 366 nt
Organism: Candidula unifasciata
Lineage: Eukaryota; Metazoa; Mollusca; Gastropoda; Stylommatophora; Geomitridae
Source: the annotation of a GenBank genome assembly